AUGACCUCUCAAGAUGACGGCGCUCUCGCUAUCGCAAAUACUCUCUAUCCACCCCCUCCCGUCUACUUUGCCGAUUUCACCGAUUCCAACUUGGCCCGACUUUCCGAGCUUGGCGGGGAGGCCAGCGGUACAAACAAAGGCCGUGGUCUCGAUCCCAAGGCGGAAUCAGGAGAUGACUCUCCCAUGGUCCACACUGGCGAGCUGAACGCAGCUGAGCAGACCGAACUCGCUGAGCUAACACUUAAACUCACUUCCCCCAACGUGAAAUGGAUCGAGGAGGAUGGGAGAUGGAUGUGUUUUGGGCAGAUGUAUACGGUGGAUCCGGUCAUCCCCACAGCUGAAUCCAUCAAUUUGAAAAACUAUGUCGACCCAGUUGAACCACCUCAAAUCUCCCUCCCUCCCAUCCUGCACUCUUUCCUUCACACUCUGAUGUGUCUGAUCGACACCUUGACAGUCCCUGCCCGAAUACCCGGUGAAUUGGAAGCGAAGGGUUGGUCUCAUGAGGCUGAUGAUCGGUAUAUCCAACAUAUGACCAACUUGGCCGCCAACAUGAUGGUUGCCGCUAAUCAACUGAGAGGUGUCCAAGCAGAGGCGACGCUAGUGUUACUCAUGGAAAAGCAAGUCGCAGAGAGAAAGAAGCAGACCGAGACAUUACGAGCGUGA
Molecule: messenger RNA, 663 nt
Organism: Tremella mesenterica DSM 1558
Lineage: Eukaryota; Fungi; Basidiomycota; Tremellomycetes; Tremellales; Tremellaceae
Exons: 4
Coding region: 1-663 (220 amino acids)
Biological process (GO): regulation of transcription by RNA polymerase II
Cellular component (GO): mediator complex; core mediator complex
Molecular function (GO): transcription coregulator activity
Source: RefSeq, a predicted model, not a curated record